UUAACACAUCCAGUGGAAAUGACAAACCAGAGGCGCUCCACGGGCCAGCGUGUCAAACAGAAACACUAAUCAUGGGCAUUAGCUGCAGCAACUCUUCCGAAACCCACAAACCAAGACACUAACAAGUUAUCUUUGGGCCUUUCGGUUUGGUCUGCGGACGCGUCAGAGUUGGAGCGGACUCGCCAGAUGGACGUCGAUGGACAGGAAUGAAUCCUCCGCUACUAAAGGACUGAAGCAAGGAGGAAAAGAAACCUCUGCAUGUUUAAGUUUCCUGCUAAAACUACAGGGGCAUCGCUUCGUGCGCGUUGGAUGUGGGUGCGUGUGUGGAAGUGUGUGUUGGGUGCGUGUGUGUGCGCAAACGGAGGACCAGAAGCGGCAGUGGCGGCGGCGGUGGUGGAGGUGGCCGCGGGAAGGGAAGUUUAGCGCCGUGAUUUGUCUUCUUCUUUCCCUCUACUCUGUUGUGUUAUUUUCAUGCCAAACCGGGGGACAGGCGGAUUAAGGUUUCCCUGAUGAAAAUUAACCAUCUGCAGAGGGGCUCUGUGAUCGUGACUACGAUGAUGAUGUCGAGUAAGAGCGUGGAGUGGCUGCAGGAGGAGCUGGAGUCCGGGGCCGGCUCUCUGCUGCUGCUGGACUGCAGACCCCAUGAGCUGUACGAGUCCUCGCACAUCGAGUCCGCCAUCAACCUGGCCAUCCCGGGCCUCAUGCUGCGGAGGCUGAAGAAGGGUAACCUCCCCAUCCGCUCCAUCAUCCCCAACAACGAGGACAAGGAGAAAUUUGUCAAGCGCUGCAAGACGGAUGUGGUUGUCCUGUACGACGAGGCGAGUCCGGAGCGACAGGAGUCCGGGCUGGGGAGCUCCGUGCUGGGCUUGCUGCUGCAGAAGCUGCGGGACGACGGCUGCAAGGCUUUCUUUUUGGAUGGUGGCUUCAACAAGUUCCAGUCUGAGUAUCCUGAGCACUGCGAGACCAAUUUGGACUGCUCGUGUCCCAGCAGCUCCCCGCCAUCCUCCGUCCUCGGUCUGGGAGGACUCCGCAUCAGCUCUGACUGCUCCGACGGGGAAUCAGACAGAGAGCCAGGCAGUGCCACCGAGUCGGAGGGCAGCCCGCUCCCCAACAACCAGCCAGCAUUCCCGGUCCAGAUCCUGCCGUACCUUUACCUAGGCUGUGCCAAAGACUCCACAAACCUUGACGUGCUCAGCAAGUACAACAUCAAGUACAUCCUGAACGUGACGCCCAACCUGCCCAACAUGUUCGAACACGAAGGAGAUUUCAAGUACAAACAGAUCCCCAUCUCCGAUCACUGGAGCCAGAACCUGUCACAGUUUUUCCCAGAGGCCAUUUCAUUCAUUGAUGAAGCACGCUCCAAAAAGUGCGGUAUCCUGGUGCACUGUCUGGCCGGGAUCAGCCGCUCGGUGACCGUCACGGUGGCCUACCUGAUGCAGAAGCUCAACCUGUCACUGAACGACGCGUACGACUUUGUGAAGCGGAAAAAGUCGAACAUUUCCCCAAACUUCAACUUCAUGGGCCAGCUGCUAGACUUUGAGCGGACGCUGGGCCUCAACAGCCCCUGUGACAACCACUCGACCUCCCCGACGCACGACCAGCUCUUCUUCACCACGCCGACCAAUCACAAUGUGUUUCAACUAGACACGCUGGAGUCCACAUGAAAAUAAGACAGUGGAUGGUCCCGUUUUUUUGGAGGAGAAGUGGUGUAUUUGCCACGGUAUCAAGCGACUACACUGGAGGGAAACACCAGGGUUUUAAUGAAUGUUUGAGCCUCCCAGUGUCUUGUCGUCUGAGAGCCUGGUCACAGAGCAGCGUUGGAGGGACAGAGGAGGCCACAGAUGCCACGUAAAAAAAGAACAGGAGUCUUUUUUUUUUUUUUAAACCAGAAGGGGAUCUGAUAGACAGUUUACAAUAGCGUUCUCCUUGAAAGUGAUUGAAAUCGAGGGAGAAGGAGCCCUGAUCUUCUUGUUUUGUAACAAAGAACUAAGGAGAUUUAAGUGACUGAAAGACUGCAGCAGCUUCAUACAAAGAUAGAAACGUGGAAAAACCUCCAGUGCUCGAUUUUCUGAGACGACAACAUCCUCUCUGUCUUUCUGUCUCGGCUCUCGAGCUGAGCUGACUGGUGCCAAGUGGAGAAUCUGGGAUUUACUUGUCGGAAAUCUCGCUCUACUGAAUGUAGAGUUUAAAAACCAAGGAAUUAACACACACACACACACACACACACACACACACACACACAUAGUAUGUAUGUUUGUACUGUAUGUAUGUAAACGUACAUAGCAGCAGCAGUCCUUAACAAAAUCAGUAUGUCUUUAUGCAUUUUUGUAUAUUUUUGUGUACAUUUACGCACAAAUCUAUACCUUAUAUAAAUAUAUACGCAUAGAAAUCUUAUCUAUCCAAUCCAAUAAUGGCUUAAAGGAAUGUAAAACUAAAGAAGGGGAAGAGGUGUGCUCACACAAACAAAAAGGAACGUUUUGAGUGAUAUUCGUAGUUGUCUUUUAUUUUUUAUGUCGAUUUUUUUUUUUUCUUUUUUUUCUGUAGGUUUGUAAUGACCUAAUGCAGUUUGCACAGUGGUGUAGCCACUGACUUCUUGGCACUUGAUGCAGGCAGAUAAAGAGACAUUCAGAGGAGAGAGGCCAGUCCCAGGCUGCGAUGAGUCCCGACAGCUGCACAGAGGAGCAGGGAGGGAGCAGGAGCUGGGACCCCGGCAAAGGAACGAGUUCUGGGGGGUUUAGAGGGUACCAGGGCACAUGGGGCCAGGGAAUCGGGGUCCCGUAGGAGGGAAGAUAAUACAAAGAUCUGGAAAUGUUUGCCAACAUCUUUAGGCCCCAGUUUCUACUUCCUUUCUCAAAAGACUUCAUUAGUCCAGUUGCCUAAUAAGAGGCACCAGUUGUUUCCACCAGAUGUUUUUUUUUCCAGUUAGAAAUUAAAAUCUAAAUUUAAAAGUUGUUCCAAUACCAAUACUGCCUAAAAAAAGUAUGCCAAAAACAAGCAACAACAGUGUGGUUCUAGCAAAGAGUUAAAUGCUAGGUAAAGCUAGCAAAAUGUUAGAAAUUACAUGUCUUUCCAUUUAUUUUAUGUGCAUUUUUUAUUACAAAAGUAUCAGAGGGUUACUUGGUAUGAGCCAAUAUUCAGAUAGGUACCAGAUUCGGUAUCAGGAAGGCAAAAGUAUCAGAACAUCUUUAAAAAAACAUCCAUGUUUUCUUUUUCUUUUUUUCAAAAUGGUCUUUUUAGGUUUUCACUUUCCCAGUCUAGGCAGAGACUUUGAAUGAAGAGUUAGCGGUGUUGAUAGGGGACGCCAAGGCAGCGCAGACAUUUCUGAGCAACAUUCUGGGCAUUAGGCAGUGCCUCAUACUUAUAUUUCCUUUCCAUAUUUCCUGUUCAUUUAGGAUUAACGGGUACAGGUUUACCAAAAAACAGGACUAUGAUUGUAAUGUGGCCUCCUUGUUGGGAUUGUGUUGUUGUGAACUGGGACUGGCCUCAGCUACAGACUGCACUUAGCUACUUAACAUAGCUACACGUCCACCUGCAUUGGAAUGCAAAGAGAAAGAUUUUUCUAUCAAGAGAUCGCUCGUUUUGUCAAAGAAAAGUUUGUUUGAGUUGAUUCACCCUUAAGCCUUGGGUAUAUAGUAUAAAAGAUAUAUUAAAACACAAAUGGAUACACAUAAAUAUAUAUAUCAUAGAGCUUAUAGUAAACAGAUCUAUAUUAUUUUGUAUACCUGAGCAUGCUGUCGUGCCGUAUGCUCUCUAACAGUAGACGUAACCACGGGUUUGAUGUUGCUUUAAGAGGCGGAAGACGAAUGAUGGGGACUGUUUUUUUAACUGCUGUUGCUGCUGAUCACAGCGGUACACAGCAUGUGGCAAAGAGUUGUCUGAGACCCUGUUCACAUCCGAAGCAUCUUAUCAAGAAUGAUGCAGACAGGUUUUUUUUUCAAUCAAGGUUUCCCAUUUUAAGCCCAUAAGCGUGUUUAAGUCCGACCUGAUAUUCCUCCAUGAUCAUUUGCAUAAUUGGCACUUCAGAAAUGCUUUAUAAGGCUACCUGGUCUUCUCAAUUUGUGUAAUUUUAAAAUAUUACAGUGAUUGAUUUGACAUAUGCUGUAAAAGCUUCUUCUAGCUGUAGAGCAACGCAGUAAUUAUAGAGAACACAAUAAGGCCACAGGUGCUUAAGAGGGACCAGAAAAAUGAUGCUAAUGUAGCUAUGAGCAUGAUACUUUUUUACUUGUGCAGAACAAAUCUGCAUGGAUUAACCUGUUAAAUUGUAAACUUAAAUUGUUUGCCAAAUAGUUUUAUACUUGAUGUAUUGAUUUGAGUAUUUUCUCAGACCAAAUAAAAAUCCUUACUCAUGUAACUCAGUAAGUAUUUUUAGGUUUCUAUUCUCCUCUCGGAUAGCUUCCAGACCACUGGAACAAUUACUGCUUUAAGAACAUCUAAGUGAUGUUCAAACUAUAUGUAAGGGUCUCUCAGGCCCUUUGUUGGUCAUAGGAAGACCUUUCGUUGAACAUCAAUAGAAAAGUUAAAGUAGAACACUUCAGGACAAAUGUUUUUAUAUGAUUUUUGUUUUUGCAUGAGGCCCAUAAUUUAAAGCAAACCUCAGAAAUCUGCUGUCAAAGCCUUGAUGUGAACAGGGUCUACAAGAGACAAAGAGCUGGGUUUCAGAGGGGACAGCAGAAGCUGAACAGGGUUGAUUUAAGCUGGCCUUAUAUACUCUUUCUAACUUGUUUCUAAUGCUGACUGUUCAAUACUUUGUAUCUCACUUUAAAAAAAGAAAACCUUGUGUAAGACAAGACACAUUUGUUUAUCUGUUAUUUGAAUCAUAAUAUGGUAACAACGGACAUCGAGCUGUCUUUGUACCAUAACGGGUCACACGAGGUCCUCUUUGUUACUCUGCAAUAUAUCAAAACACCUUUUUUUUGCAGUAUUUUGUAGAUCCAAGACCUCAAAGUUUUUAAAUCUUCUUCUUUUGUACUAUAUCUAUUCUACAUUAGUAUACAACUUACAGCUCAGUAUGGCUUGUGGACUGAAGUAACAUUUCACCUGGGGUGUCCAAAUUGUUUGCCCAUUAGCAACCUGGAAGAGGCUAUGACAUAUACUUUACACACACACACACACGCACACACACACUGCUUCACACAGCCAAUAGCUGUGGUUUAGCAUCCCCGUUAUGAUCCACAAUAGAUGAUAACACCCCCAGGCUUUAAUCAUUACAAGGUCUUUUUGCGUCUUGUUUUAAUAUGAUGUGCUCUAUGCUAUUCCUGUGGCCUUUCAAUAUGAAUAUAUAUCUAAGAAUAUAUAUGUAAUGAAUUUAUAUGCAAAAGUUCCUCUCCUAUCAUAGCAUCAGAGACCAUAAUAUCAACCAUGCUUAAAUGGUCUCCCCUUGUCUGUAGUCAAAUCCCUAUUACAGGAAGGAAAUUGUUAAGGACUUGACCACCUGCACCCUAGGAUUGAAAUAUAUUUCAGUACGAAGCUUUUCUAUUUCAAAUGAGAAACGGUUGAUUUUCACGAUGCUUUCUUGUGCUUUUUGUGUCUUUGUAACAAUGAAAGAGAAAUCAAGUCUUUUUCUCUGUUUGUAAAUUUGCCAGAUCAUGGGAACGGCUGUUUCUGUGUCCUUAAAACUUGUAGCUACAUCUCGGUAAGAAUGUGCUUGGGAGGGAAAGACGUGAAUGAGUGAGAGAGAGCGAGAGAGAGAGAGAGAGAGGGAGAGUGGCAGCAAUUAAUACAAAGUGAAAGAAAACGUGAAUGAUUUCUAAAAUGUUUACCUCAGUGAGGAAUUUUUCAGGGAUUUUUUUGACAAUGCAUCUUGCAUCGUGUUACAGCUUCAAACACACGUUGACUAGCUGUUUUGUAUUGUGCUGUAAACACUUUUUAAAAACAGAUGCAAUCUGUCUGUGUAUAAAACAAGGGGCAUGUUAACGGGGGCGGUUUCACCUUUCUGUCUGCUGAAGGAAAAAACGUUUGACCCGGUGUAAUGUACAGUAUAUGGAAACAACACAUGACAUGUUUAUACUGCAAAUAAAUACUGAAAUAUUUUUUUUCUUUAA
Molecule: messenger RNA, 6041 nt
Organism: Labrus bergylta (ballan wrasse)
Lineage: Eukaryota; Metazoa; Chordata; Actinopteri; Labriformes; Labridae
Gene: dusp7
Product: dual specificity phosphatase 7
Biological process (GO): protein dephosphorylation; negative regulation of MAPK cascade
Cellular component (GO): cytosol; cytoplasm
Molecular function (GO): MAP kinase tyrosine phosphatase activity; MAP kinase tyrosine/serine/threonine phosphatase activity; protein tyrosine/threonine phosphatase activity
Source: RefSeq, a predicted model, not a curated record